AUGAAUUCCAGGGGUACCAAUUGUCUUUUUUCUCUAUCUCUCUCUAUCUUCCCCUCUUUCUUUAUUUCCUUUUCUCUCGCUUUCUCUUCCCCCUCUCUCUCUCCCUCUCUUUCUCUCUUAGUUUCUUUCUCUCUAUAUAUCUAUAUAUCACUAAUGUCGCCCUUUAUUUCUUCGACUGAUUUUUCUCCCUUCUCUUAUUUCUCACUCUCUCUCUCUCUCUCUCUCUCUCUACUUAUCUGUCUAUUUCUCUGUCUGUCUGUCUGUCUCUACCUCUAUUUCUCAAUCUUUCUCUUCCUCUCUCUAUUACUCUCCACAUCUUUUAAUACAUAUCUGUCACAAUUACUCUCCCUACCUUCUUUUUUCUCCCUUGCCCAACCCGAAUUAACUCCACCACCAUUGCCCUAUGAAAUUCUCUCAUAUCUACUCUUUUUAUUUUUCAUCUUUUCCUUGACCUUUCUUCUUCUUCUUCUUCUUCUUCUUCUUCUUCUUCUUCUUCUUCUUCUUACUCCUCUUCCCUCUCCUGCUCUUCCUCAUCCUCCUACUCACUCUAGUGUAUUUCUCUUUCCCUCCCCUGCUCAUUUCCUCAUCCUCCUACAUCUUUUCUUUUUCUUUUUUUUUUAUCUGCUAUUUUAUCUUUUUUUCGCCUUUUUCUUUUUAUUUCUUCACUUUUUUAUCUUUAUCAUUUCCUUUUCUUCUUUUUUCUUCUUCUCUCCUGCUCUUCCUCAUCCUCCCUACAUCUUUUCUUUUCUUUCCUUUCCUUUUUUUAUCUUUUUUAUUUUAUCAUUUCAUUUUUUUUCUUUCUUAAUCUUUUCUUUUCUUUUUCCUUUUUCUUUUUUCUAUUUUAUCUUCUUUUCACUUUUUCAUCUUCUUCUAUUUCUUCUUCUUUUCUUCCUUCUUUCUUCUUCCUCUUCUUCUUCUUCUUCUUCUUCUUCUGUAUUUCUCUUUCGCCUCCUUUUUAUUUAUUUCUUUUUAUCUUUAUCAUUUCCAUUCCUUCUUUUUCUUCUUCUAACUCCCUACAUCUUUUCUUUUCUUUCCUUUUCUCUUUUAUCUGCUAUUUUAUCUUCUUUUUCUGCUUCUUAA
This is a messenger RNA of Acanthosepion pharaonis, 1080 nucleotides long. The record is from the annotation of a GenBank genome assembly. NCBI's taxonomy places the organism in Eukaryota, Metazoa, Mollusca, Cephalopoda, Sepiida, Sepiidae.